This is a messenger RNA of Vigna angularis (adzuki bean), 1096 nucleotides long. Its product is annotated as bidirectional sugar transporter N3. Gene Ontology annotation, molecular function: sugar transmembrane transporter activity. The coding region runs from base 130 to 942 and encodes 270 amino acids. The record is from RefSeq and is a predicted model, not a curated record. The transcript is spliced from 6 exons. Gene Ontology annotation, cellular component: membrane. Lineage: Eukaryota; Viridiplantae; Streptophyta; Magnoliopsida; Fabales; Fabaceae. Gene Ontology annotation, biological process: carbohydrate transport.
CUCAACCUUCACAACCUUCCGUGUUCUUGCAUGUCAUUUUAGGGGUUGAGUAGCAAGAAACCCAGUUAAGGUUUCUUAACCUAUCAACUCCUAAACCUUCUCGUAUAUUUUUUCCUCAAAACCAAAAGCAUGGCUAUUCUCAACAGUCAAAAUCAUAUGGCCUUAGCCUUUGGUGUUCUAGGGAACGUGAUCUCCUUCAUGGUGUAUUUGGCUCCCCUGCCAACUUUUUAUCGGAUUCACAAAAGGAAAUCCACUGAAGGUUUCCAAUCACUUCCUUAUCUGGUGGCACUGUUCAGCUCCAUGCUUUGGCUGUACUAUGCUACUCUCAAGCCAGCUGGUGCUACUCUCCUAAUUUCCAUUAACUCAGUGGGAAGUGUCAUUGAGACGGUUUACAUUGUCAUGUUCUUACUCUAUGCCACCCAUGAUGCCAGGAAGUUAACCGUUAAAUUGUUUAUGGUGAUGAACGUGGGUUCCUUUGCCUUGAUCUUCAUCGUCACCUACUUCACUAUGCAUGGUGCCCACCGAGUCGCAGUCGUUGGAUGGGUUUGUGUAUCUAUUGCAGUAGCUGUUUUUGCAGCACCCUUGAGCAUUGUGGCACAAGUUAUUCGAACCAAGAAUGUGGAGUUUAUGCCCUUUAACUUGUCGGUUUUCCUGACGCUGAGUGCCAUAACGUGGUUUUCCUAUGGUUUCUUCCUCAAGGACAUAUGCAUUGCUGUUCCAAAUGUCCUGGGUUUCGCAUUGGGACUACUUCAGAUGCUGCUGUAUGCCAUAUACAGAAACAGUAAACCGAAGAAUGUUGCAAAGGAGGAGCCAAUGAAAAAUAUUGUUGUGGUGAAUCCGUUGGGAACGUCUGAGGUGUACCCAGUUCAAGUAAUCGACAAAGAGAAAGAAUGUCCCAGAGAAGACGAGAAAGGUGUUGAAGCAAAGGAACGCCCGGCAUAAACAUCGUAUAUACUAUGCUCAGUGCUUAGGAGCACUUCGAAGCAUCCUAGGAAAUAAAUAUUAAUAGUCGGUGACUGUUAUGUUAAAUUCUAAUUCUCUUGCUAUCUAUGAACUAUACCCUUCAUCAUCAAGAAUUUUCAUAAUAGUUACCUCA